Aureobasidium vineae is the source of this 942-nucleotide messenger RNA. The record is from the annotation of a GenBank genome assembly. Lineage: Eukaryota; Fungi; Ascomycota; Dothideomycetes; Dothideales; Saccotheciaceae.
AUGGGGGAGUAUCUCGAGGCACAACAUGGCCGCCUGGAUGACUUGCCUGACAUCGAACAAUUGACACCUCGCGUGAACCGCAUCAUGGGUGGUAAUGCCGGCUUGAUGCGCCUGCAAGGGACCAACACGUAUCUCGUGGGUACGGGCAAGAGCCGCUUGCUGAUUGAUACGGCCCAAGGUCAUCGUCAGUGGAUCGACAGCCUUAUCAGUGUACUGGACGAUCUGGAGAUAGAUGUUUCUCACAUCCUCCUUACACACUGGCAUAGCGACCACACUGGAGGCGUACCGGAUCUGCUAGAACAACGACCUCAUUACAAAGAUCGAGUGUACAAAUGUGAUCCUGACCGAGGACAGCAGCCUAUCAUCGACGGUCAACAGUUUCGCGUCAAAGGAGCCACAGUGCAGGCAAUCUUCACGCCCGGCCACGCACAUGACCAUAUGUGCUUUAUGCUGCUAGAGGAAAAUGCGUUGUUCACUGGAGACAACGUGCUGGGCCAAGGUCAGACGGUCUUCGAAGAUCUCGGUGCCUUCACACAGAGCCUGAGCGACAUGGCUGGCUUGAACUGUCAAAUCGGAUAUCCUGCCCAUGGACCAGUGAUCCUAGAUCUUCCCUACAAAAUGGAGGAAUGCAUUCGACAGAAAGAUGCUCGAGAACGACAGAUCUGGCUCACUCUCGUAGCCCACAAAGCGAGCGUUGGUGGCAAGGGCAGCUUGACAGUGUCGGAACUGGUCCACAAGAUCUAUGGCAACCUUCCUGCCGAGAUCUGCAAGCCAGUAUUUGAGCCCAGUGUGCUGGCCGUGCUAGGAAAGCUCGCCGAAGACCGCCGAGUUGGAUUUGAGAUUGGUUAUGGGGACAGGCGCUGGUUCGUACGAGAGCAGAGGCAGCCCAGGCGCAAUCAGCUGCCUGCACAGCGUGCUAUCUCGACCCCUUCUGUUGUUUGA